Messenger RNA from Silurus meridionalis, 6713 nucleotides. RefSeq names its product enhancer of zeste 1 polycomb repressive complex 2 subunit (gene ezh1). Gene Ontology annotation, biological process: chromatin remodeling. Bases 327 to 2597 code for a protein of 756 amino acids. NCBI's taxonomy places the organism in Eukaryota, Metazoa, Chordata, Actinopteri, Siluriformes, Siluridae. Gene Ontology annotation, molecular function: histone H3K27 methyltransferase activity; protein binding. The transcript is spliced from 20 exons. The record is from RefSeq and is a predicted model, not a curated record.
UAUUCGGUACUGUAGGGGGUGUUUUUUAUCCCUCCGCGCUCUACGACGCUGCUAAUAAACACGUCACCCCGAGCUCGGUCCGAGUCAGGCGAAGUGCGCAGCUCCGAAUUGUGUAACUCGGAGCCUCGGCAGCGCUCGCGGAGGCCCGAUGAGUUGUCGCGCGCACUCGGCGGUACCGGAAGGCUUCCGUGCGCGAGUCGUCUGCGUUUUUACGGACCAGGGACGCGUUCGCUGCUGUUUUUUUUCCUCGUAGAGAGAGAGAGAGAGAGAGAGAGGGGAACGCGGAGUUGAGCGCGUGAGUCGCUGGAGUGAAGGUGUUGUAGCCGAUGGAGGAGAUGGAGGAGGCGUCCGACGCUCGCUUUUGUCCCACAAAAAUCCCGAGCAGCCUAAUGAAGUGGAGGAAGAGGGUCAAGUCUGAGUACAUGAGGCUGAGGCAGCUGAAGCGCUUCCGCAAGGCCGAGGAGGUGAAGGCAUUGUUUUUGUCAAACAGACGUAAGAUCGAGGAAAGGACCGACCUGUUAAAUGAGGAGUGGUCUAAGCUAAGGAUCCAGUCCAUCCCUCUGUCCACACCAAGCAGCUCACUGGCCAGCAAGAAGCAGUGCACGGUGGAGUUCGGCUUUCCAUCAUUCCCCAGUCAGGCAGUUGCCAUGAGACCCCUGACAACCGUUGCUGGGAUACCAUUCAUGUACUCCUGGUCCCCCUUGCAGCAGAACUUCAUGGUGGAGGACGAGACCUUUCUGCACAACAUCCCUUAUAUGGGUGAUGAGGUACUGGAGCAGGAUGAAGCGUUUCUUGAAGAGCUCAUAGAUAACUAUGAUGGAGUCCAUGGAGAUAGAGACAGAGGCUUCAUUAACGACGAGAUCUUCAAGGAGCUAGUGGAGGCGCUCAGCCAGUAUUCGGACCAGGACGAGGAAGAGGGGGAGAGCACGGAGGAGGAGGAAGAGGAGGAAGAGAAGGAGGAGGAGAAGGAGCAAUGUCUGAGGAAAAACACAGAAGAGAACGCGGCCGAGAACAAAGAAGGACCUGUGGGUUUCAAAAGGAAGCGCAGAAGAGUCGCUGAGGGCAAUGAGCAGUCUCUCAGUAAGAAAAUCCCUCAUGACAAGAUCUUCACAGCCAUCGCGUCUAUGUUCCCUUACAAAGGCACGACCGAAGAGCUCAAGGAAAAGUAUAAGGAUCUGCUGGAGCCUGCGAGUGCGGUGAAGCUUCCUCCCUUGUGCACCCCCAACAUCGACGGCCCCUUCGCCAAGUCCGUGCAGCGAGAACAGAGUCUGCACUCGUUCCACACACUCUUCUGCCGCCGCUGCUUCAAAUACGACUGCUUCCUCCACCCAUUCCACGCCUCUCCUAACGUGUAUAAGAGGAAGACUAAAGAGAUCCGGAAGGAGACGGAACCCUGUGGAUUAGAUUGCUUCCUGCUACAGAAAGGAGCGAAAGAAUUUGCCGAUCAGUACAUGCUGAGGUCACGGAGGUCUCGUCGGCGCAGGCGCCAGCCACGCCCCUCAACCACAACAGGCCCCGCCCCCUCAAGUUCAGCUGAGGAGAGGAAAGAUGGAGAGAGUGACCAUGAGACCACAAGUUCCUCUGAGGGUAACUCUCGGUGCCCAACCCCCACCAAGCUGAGGCAGGGUGAGGAACUGAUGGAGGAAGGCGAGUCUCCUCUGAAGUGGAGCGGUGCAGACGAGUCGCUGUUCAGAGUCUUGCACGGGACGUACUACAACAACUUCUGCUCCAUUGCACGCCUGCUGGGCACCAAGACCUGCAAACAGGUGUACGAGUUUGCAGUGAAAGAAGUGCUGAUUCAUCGAGUUCCUCUGGAAGAUGGAGGCAUCUCACCACAAAAGAAGAAAAGAAAACACAGGUUAUGGGCCAAGAUCCAGUUAAAAAAAGAUAACACGUCCAAUCAGGUGUACAACUACCAGCCAUGUGACCACCCCGAGCAUCCGUGCGACAGCUCGUGUCCAUGCGUGAUGACCCAGAACUUCUGUGAGAAAUUCUGCCAGUGUGAUCAAGAGUGUCAGAACCGUUUCCCAGGCUGCCGCUGCAAGACGCAGUGUAACACCAAGCAGUGUCCGUGUUAUCUGGCCGUGCGCGAGUGCGACCCCGACCUCUGCUUGACCUGUGGAGCUUCGGACCGCUGGGACAGCAAACAGGUUUCCUGCAAGAACUGCAGCAUUCAGAGAGGACUCAAAAAGCACCUUCUCCUGGCCCCUUCAGAUGUAGCAGGAUGGGGAACUUUCAUCAAGGAGCCGGUUCAGAAAAACGAGUUCAUCUCCGAGUACUGUGGAGAGCUUAUUUCCCAGGACGAAGCAGACCGAAGAGGCCGAAUCUACGAUAAAUACAUGUCCAGCUUCCUGUUCAACCUGAACAAUGACUUUGUGGUCGACGCGACACGGAAAGGGAACAAGAUCCGUUUCGCCAACCACUCAGUCAAUCCCAACUGUUACGCUAAAGUUGUCAUGGUGAACGGGGACCACCGCAUUGGGAUCUUCGCCAAACGCGCCAUACAGCAGGGGGAGGAGCUGUUUUUUGAUUACAGGUACAGUCAAGCCGACGCUCUCAAAUACGUGGGCAUAGAGAGGGAGAUCGACGUGGUCUGAUUUUAUUCCCCCCCAGUGUCCACCUUUUCCUGCCCAUGAUGCACCUCACCUCUGCUCCCUCAGGACUGCGGUUCUAUAAAUGUGGUCGCCUGGAUACAUCUUACAAGAAUCUGGGAUUCUGUGAUGUCAUAACAUUUCGAAUUAACGGUAUGAUAUCAAGGAAUCGCAGGCUCACCCCAAAAACAAAAAAGGUCACACAAAGGUUACACAGACUUUCACUUUUCUGUCUUUCAAUAUAGCAGCAAUAGGGUUGCUAGAAGUAUCCAAGCCAGCAUGUUUGUUGGUGCAAGUGACUAGAAAACGCUCAAUGAAACAGUGGGAGGAAAAAAUUAAUUGUUUUAUACAAAAAAAAAAGUAAGUUACUUAUGUUAGCUUAAAUCAACCGGCUAAUGUGCUAAUUAGUGGUGCGUUAACAUUCCCAGCAAAAUCAAAGGAAAACACAGCAAUGCUAAACAAAUCUGCAAAACGAUCUCCAGCUAGGAAGUUACAGAUAGCUAAAUGUGCUAACUUAUAGAUCGGUUUCUGGUCCGCAGCAUGUAGGCUUGUACAGGAAAUACCAGCGUAUGCUAUACUACUAAUACAACAAGCCUCACAUUGGUGAAGAUCGUUAGCUAAGAACGGUAGCACUCUGUACAGAGCUAGCAUUUGAAUGAUUAGCGGAGUAAAUUGGGAAUAUGUUUACCUCAUGUCCACUUAGUUAUGCGACAGCAAUGAUGCGAUGAGUUAAAAAAAAUCAAAAAAAAAAAAACAAUAAAUAAAAUACAGCGGUGUCCGUUUUAUUAUUCACAUUUUUUUCUGACAAGAAAGCGCAACAAGCUGCUCGUUUGGCUAAUCUGAAGCAGACAGCGUUCUUUACUUUACAGUUAACCUUUCCGCACACAAGCUUUUAGCGGUUUAUCAUCUAUAUUUACUCUACCUAAUGUAUAGUUACAAAGUAGUAUACAUAUUUAUGGUUCCUGUUAGUCCUGGUCAGUUUCUUCACGAACGAAUUUCACAUCUGCAAUAACGCUAUGAUGCAGUGUGCCGUUAUCUUAGCUUGUUAGGCUAAUCUGCAAAAGCUUUGCCAUCUGCUACUCGGACAUUUAUGGUUUAUUUUUACUAAGAAAAAUAACAUUCUAUAAAAAUGCCAUUUUGUAUCGACAAUGCUUUAAACAAUAUCUAUUAAUCCAGUUAUUCCAGCGCUAAGCAUCUCUGCAGUGGCUAACUACAUAGCAAACAUAUACUUAUUUGUAAGAGCUGAACACAGCUAUCUGCAGGGUUGCCAGUUUUGAAGCAAAAGGUUCUAGCUCAACUGAAUCUCUAUAAAAAAUAAAUAUAGAUUUUGAUACACCAUAACUGAUACCUGUAUACUCACCUGGACCAGACGUUACUCUCGCCUUUCUUUGCAAUACAUUUUAACAUACAGUGGCUCUUGAAAUUACGUGAACGGAUUUCUGCAUAAAUAUGACCCAGUAAAUUGUCACAAAGUGGACCCAAUCCAGCGUAUGAGACAAUAUUAUACUUGAUCAUUUAUGUAUUGAGAAAAACAAUCCAUUAUUACAUAUAUUCGGGUGGCACAAGUUUUUGAACGUCUAGGAUUAGCAGAUUAGUAUUCCUGCUUCUUGUUCCUAACUAUUACUAAAUACAGGUAGCAAAGAUGGAGGAUAAAACGGAACCACAGCCAUUUAAAACUGGUAAUUGAGUACCAUUCAAAUUUUCAUCAUAAAUAUGACCCAAAACAUUGGACCCAAUCAAGCAAAUGAGACAAUAUUAUAUUUGGGUCAUUUAUUUAUUGAGCAAAAUAAUCCAAUAUUAUUUAUCUGUAAAUGGCACAAGUAUGUGAACCUCUAGAAUUUGCUCCUAAUUUGGAGGUCCAAUUAGAGUCCACCUAUUUCUAAUUAAUGGGAUGGCAAUCAGGUGUCACUAAGCACAUUGUUUUGUUUAAGGAACAGAAAUUAAUGGAAGUAUGACCUUCACAACAUGUUUGUGGAUGUAUUUUAAGGUACGAACGAUCGAGAUUUCUAAGGACCUCAGAAAAUUGUUGCUGAUGGUCAUCAACCUGGAACAGGUUGCUAAAGCACUAAACUUAGAGGCUCACAUACUUGUGCCACUCACAGAUAUGAAGUGGUGGACGAAGUACACAAACCAUGUAGUUGAGUUAAAGUAGAGAUGCACUCGAUAAAAUAUGACUCCAGUAAUAGUGUCCUUUAAACUUUCACUUGAGUAAAAGUACAAAAGUAUUUGCCUUCAAAUAUACUUCAUUACUCAGAGUACUAUGAUUUUGACUAUAUUCCUUAGGUUGCAAGGAGAAUUAUUGUAAGAGGAAAUCGUUCAGGGCGAAAAAAAAUGUAUGUAAAUUUUUUGAAACUGUUCUGCUGUUGAACUGAUUCAGAACUGUAUGUUGGUGAUGAGUAGAUCCACUAAGCGCCAAUCAAAACAAGUUUAAAACAAAGACCAAGUUUUUAUCCUCAUAAAUAAAAGGAACUGAUUUCGCAAAACGUACUCGAGUAAAUAGUAAGAUAUUUGACUUUGAAAUGUAGUGACGUUAAAGUGAAAUCCCCCCAAAUGGAAAUACUUCAGUAAAGUACAGAUAUGUAAAAAAGGUACUUAAGUACCGUAACUAAUAACAUUUUCUUUGUUACUGUCCACCACUGCAGAUAUGUAGAAGUGGAUCAUUUUUCUCUUGAAAUAAAUGACCCAAGUAUAAUAUUUUUGUCUCAUUUGCUUGAUUGGGUUCACGUUGUCUAUUUUUAGAAUGAUGUUUUAGGCCAUAUUUGUGCAGAAAUACAGAAAAUCCGAAAGCCACUUUCAAGCACCACUGUAGAAGUUGUCAUGUCCAUCAUGGAUAAACCGUCCUCAGAACUUUUCUCUUUUGUUCGCAAUUGCAUAUGUCUGGAAAUUUGAUUCCGUUACAAUUAUUUGUUUCAAAUUAGGAAAACAAUUCCUGAAGGUACAGGAAAAAAGCCUGAACCUGGCAACCCUGCAAAUCCGUUAUGUUUUAAACUUCAUCAAACAUACAAGCCGACAGGGUGAAUGUGCACUUCGAACUAAUGAGGAGGAUGAUGAUGAAGGAAAGAGAUUCCUUCACAAAGUCUUUUUAUUAUUAUUGUUUUAAACACGAGUGGGUUCUGUUUUAUGGAUUACAUAUCGGUCGAAUCCCGAACUAAAUCCAUCACGUCGGCCAAGUUUUUGGGUGGGUUCUAUUUUUUUUCAUACAGAAGAUUUGAGAAGGCAUUUACCGAAUACGUUAACCGUCGUAUUAUUAUUGUUAGAAGCUAUAGCAUGCUAUAGAAAAAAAUAUAUGCUUUAUGAAAUUAAUGACAGAUUUCAGUUUUCUUAAUUACGCAAAAUUUGCCAAUUUCUUUAUUUUUAUUUGACCUCCUCAAAUCUUCCAAAUGAAGGAAAGGAACAUUUCACUCAAAUUUCUGAAGAAUUUCAGAAAUUUCUGAUUGUUUGGGAUUGGCGUGGUCGUGUCAUUUGGAGUUUUCCUGCUUCUUAUUUCUAACGCUUACUAAAUACACCCAGCAAAGACAGAGGAUGAAAUGAAAAGAGUAAAAAAUUGGUAGGUAGAGCGUGAGGUCGCUUUAAGCAAGCAGAAAUAUUAGGAAAUCUCCAGAAGUAAUAAAACCACAGCCAUUUGUUUUUUAUAUUUUUUUGAAGGCUACCUGCUUACUUUUUGUGUCCAAUUAAAUAUCACUUCAAGUACCCUUUUGCUUUUUUAUUCAUGGUAAGAUAAUGCUCUUUAUCUUCUGAAGAAGUCUUCCCAUUGGAUCGAAUGUGCCAAAAUACCAGAAACGCUGACUCAGCGAAUCCAUAGCGCUUAAUUAACGAUGAAUAAUUACCUUUCAUUUUUGGACCUGAUUCCAUUUCUAUACAUUUCAAGUUUUCAUUUCAUCCAGUAUAUUCUCUAUGUCCGAAUACUGAUCUCCAUGGUCUAAAGGUUUUUCGAGAAUAUUAUUACAUAAUAUUUCUCUAUUACGUUCUAAGUGCGUGCGUCAAUGCUUGUCCUGACCUGCUCUUUAUUAAAAAAAUUAAUCAAAUAAAGAGAGCUCUGUGAGGUGACUGAAAUGCCAUGGAAGGUAGACAUGUAUGUAAAAAAAAAACAAGUGUAUGGAAAAUAAAUUUAUACUUUGAAAA